AUGCAACUUAUUGAAUCAGAAUCGUUGAUUCGGAUAUCCUUUAGUAAAAGCAUAAAAUUGUUACACUUCAUCGCUUUUAUAACAGACGGGUCAUUUAAAAAAAACGAGCAAACAUCAUCAACGUGUACGUGGAUGAGCAAACAGUGCGUGCGUAUGAUUGCCAAUAGUCCGAUAUUCGUGAAGCAUUUUUUGAGGAUUGCCCAAUCAGCACCAGUGGCAGUUGCAAUUAUCGCUCGCAUGAAAUUGGAUUACGAUCAAUUCGGAUUUGCGCGCUUUCGAACGAAAACGGUAUGGUUUCAAAACCGGAGAGCGAAGUUCCGUAAACAGGAACGCUUAGCUCAACAGAAGGCUGGCGAGACACCUGUGAAGGCUGAAGGCAAGAGGGACAAGCAGGGCUCACCAUCGUCUUCCCCCCACCCCGCGCCACCUUCGCAGACAACGCACCAUUCAUUGCCGCAUCUCUCACCACCUGAUCUCAAACCAUUAACUUCUGGCAACAAACUCUGCGACGAGCUGAACGUGGGCGGCGGUGAGCCCCCAGUGAGCGUGGGCGGCAGCAAGUGGGCGGGCGGGUGCGGUCUGCUGCGACAGCCUUCAGGCUUCCCACUUCUCGGCGUCGCACCACCCAACUACUUGCUGUCCGACCAUCUCGGGAGCCUGGCGAAAUCGAACAACCACCUUUUCUAA
This is a messenger RNA of Pieris macdunnoughi, 687 nucleotides long. The record is from the annotation of a GenBank genome assembly. Lineage: Eukaryota; Metazoa; Arthropoda; Insecta; Lepidoptera; Pieridae.